Messenger RNA from Eruca vesicaria subsp. sativa (arugula), 1086 nucleotides. Lineage: Eukaryota; Viridiplantae; Streptophyta; Magnoliopsida; Brassicales; Brassicaceae. The record is from the annotation of a GenBank genome assembly.
AUGGUUGAUGAAAAGUAUGUUCAGACGACAUGUCUUAUAUAUAUUCCUCCACAUAAGCGAAACUUGAAGGAUCCAGUUCAACCCUCCCCUUUUCCAGCAGAUUCUCUGGUUAAAAAAUUCAGAAGAAACAUUGAUGACCUCAAAAGUACCUCUUUUCGAGGAAAUAGAAUUGUAUAUUCAGGAAAACACUUCACCAAAUGGUUUCUUAUUAGUUCAAAUGGAAUUGAGGACGAGGUUCCUCCCUCUGUUGAACUUGUGCCCCUUUCCACCGAUUCCUAUGACUGCAUAAAUGGAUUAAAGGCUUUGGCACUAAUGAACAAGGACUUCCAAAAAGAAAGCGAAGAAGAAGAAAGAACUAGGUGGCUCUUGAUAGCUGAGAAGGUUGCUGAUGGCCUUGUGUUCGCAUAUGAGCAAGCUAAUAAGAGAAAGGAGGAUCAUGACAUUUCAGAUAAUGCUAAACUGAGAUUGGUUGCUAGGUUUGGAAAAAUAGUCUUUUAUGGGCGCAAAGCUGGUCCUGUGGUUGAUUAUUCCUUAAGAAACUCGAGAAGGAUAUUCUCUACAGAUGUACCAACCUCUUUCAUACAAAACAUCAAGUCCAAGGCUAUACCAAGGCAUGAGUUCUGUAUAAACGGAGAAAAAGAAAAAUACAUUGUGAAGAUUACUGGUCCCAAUGAGUCAUUAAUUGUAAAUGUACCGUGGGCGAAGAUGGACGUCUCAGCAUGUACAAGGCAAGUCUUUGAGAACAUAUCAUCAUUGAUAAUAUUUACUUUACUAACAUCUUACAAACCCUUUGUUGCACAGGCCGAGCUUAAUCCUGAGAGCGAGGUAAGUAACAUUCAAGGACUACUUAGUUCAGCAAUUGUUGAUCUGAAUGUGAAAGGAAGGUUAAGGUGGCCGCUUGGUACAACUUCAUUGGAAGUGAGGUAUGGAACAGGGGAAAUCGAGAAGGGGGUGACUCUUAUACUUAAAGAGAUGAACACUAAGCUACAGGAACAGAACAUAGAGAGGGGUUGUGUUUUGGAAAUGCUCCGAGAUGUUCUUGGAACUAUAUGGGAGUUCAUGACUUUCGAUGGCAAUCUUAUGUAG